AUGGGCCUCUUCUCGCCACCCGACUCCCCCUUCGCACCGCCCUCCCUGGUUUACCAACUGAUCUACCACCCACUCACGACCUGCUUCACCAUCUUCCACAACCUGCUGCUCUACCUGCGUGGCGCACCCUACCUCCCACCCAAGAACAAACUACCCAUCCGCGUGGUGUGCCUCUCCGACACCCACUCCAAAGUCCCCCGCUACGCCAUCCCACGGGGCGAUCUCCUCAUUCACUCCGGCGACCUCACAAACACGGGCACCCUAUCCUCCAUCCAACAAACGCUCGACUGGCUGAAAACGCUGCAGAAGCCAUGGCCCGGCUCCUCGGACGGGUUCCGCCAUAUAGUCUUCGUGGCCGGCAAUCACGACAGCUACUUUGACGAGCGCAGCCGCAGCGUCCACGACCGCAAGAACUCCCACCGCAUCCUGAACCUGGGCAAGAUCCACUAUCUACAGCACUCGUCCAUCACCCUGACCUUCCCGGGCGACCGCAACCUGAAAGUCUAUGGUGCGCCUCAGAUCCCACAAUGCGGAGGGAAAGAGUUUGCAUUCCAAUACCAACGGGGGCAGGACGCCUGGACGGCAACGAUACCGGACGACGUGGACGUGCUGAUCACGCAUAACCCGCCGAAAUGGCAUCUCGACCUGCCCGCGAGUGGUGGACUCGGGGACGAAUUCGAGUUGAAGGAAGUUUGGCGCGUGAAGCCGACGUUGCAUGCCUUUGGACACGUUCAUUCAGGCCACGGCGUCGAGCCUGCCUGGUGGGAUGAAAGCCAGAAGGCGUGGGAGGCAUACCUCGCCGCAGCGUACAAUAAGCCUGCUGAGAUGGCUGCAAGUCAUCGUUUACCGCUGACGGAAGUCCUUGACUUGGCACUAUGGUGGAAGGGGAUUGAGUCCAUCGUGGCGGAUGUGAGGGGUUUAUUGUGGACGAGGUUGUGGGGUGGUGCCAGGCAGGGAGGAUAUAUGGUUAAUGGCGCGCUCACGUACCAGACAGGGAAUCAAUUGUCGAAUAAGCCCAAGGUCGUGGUCUUGUAG
This is a messenger RNA of Cladophialophora yegresii CBS 114405, 1035 nucleotides long. RefSeq lists its product as uncharacterized. The coding region runs from base 1 to 1035 and encodes 344 amino acids. The record is from RefSeq and is a predicted model, not a curated record. Gene Ontology annotation, molecular function: hydrolase activity. The transcript has a single exon. Lineage: Eukaryota; Fungi; Ascomycota; Eurotiomycetes; Chaetothyriales; Herpotrichiellaceae.